AUGGAGGGGAACGCGCACCUCCUCCAGGUCAUCCACAAGAUGCGUUCACAAAUCAACAGGCUGGAGAGAGAAAACAGGGCCCUGAGGGGAGAGCUGCAGGUCUGCGGGCAGAGAGCUGAGAGAGACGCAGCAAGAGAAGGUGGCAACAGUGACAUGAGGAGUCCUGAUGGUGACGGGGAAGGACCUGCAGGCUCUGCAGCAUCCCUGCGUGGUGGCACCGUGGCUGGUCCUGCUCUAGCACCCAAGGAGCAGACAGAUGCCACCAUGACGGUGAGGCGCUACUCCACCACUUCCCCAGCGCCUGCUGCUCCCAGCACCAGCUCCCACUGGGAUGGCACCGUGGUCCAGGGUCCCCCCAGGACCCUGCCACCAGCCCCUCCUGCUACAGCACAGCCCACCCUUGGAGAGGGGAGGGGGCUGGGAGAAACUCCAACCAACCUUCCCUCCUACAGUCAUUCCAGCAAAGUGAGGCUGCUUCAGGAUCAUGUCUGUAAGUGCAGGGGUAAAGUAAAGGCUGUUAGUUUCCUCUUACCAAUGGAUGUGUCAUCAUAUGCUGAAAAGCAAGGUUCCCUCAAAAGCCCACAGAAUCAGAGCACAAAACAGUUAACCACCAUCACUGAAAAGGAUAUGUGA
Messenger RNA from Calypte anna (Anna's hummingbird), 633 nucleotides. Its product is annotated as putative coiled-coil domain-containing protein 195. The record is from RefSeq and is a predicted model, not a curated record. The coding region runs from base 1 to 633 and encodes 210 amino acids. The transcript has 3 exons. NCBI's taxonomy places the organism in Eukaryota, Metazoa, Chordata, Aves, Apodiformes, Trochilidae.